GUCUCCGGGUUGUGGGGUGAGGAAGAGUGGCGGGUGUGUUCCGGGCUGGUGUGCGUAACGCCAGCCAGCCAGCCAGCCAGCCCGCCAGCCCGCUCCGUGUUCCCUUGGCUACGCCACGCUUUCCCCGGCUUGUUUGUGUUGCGGAGCGGUCCGUGUUGACUCGGUGGUUACUGGAUAACAGGGCAGGGUUACGGACCCGGUAUGAGGAGCAGCACCAGCGGCUGAGCGGCAUGGAGGUGUGACGAGGCCGCCGGGCUGCCUGCGAGGAGCCGGGAGCCGGAAGCGCCCUGGACAACAUGACCGUCUUCAACCAGCAGAAUGUGGAGGAAUUUUACGCGAUUGGAGACGAACUCGGGAGCGGUCAGUUUGCUGUGGUCAGAAGAUGCCGGAACCGGAGUACGGGCGUGGACUAUGCUGCAAAGUUCAUCAAGAAGCGGCGGAGCAAGUCAAGCCGGCGGGGGGUGACCCGGGAGGACAUCGAGCGCGAGGUGAAUAUCCUGAAGGAGAUCCAGCAUCCCAACGUCAUCACGCUGCACGACGUCUACGAGAACAAGGCCGACGUCAUCCUCAUCUUGGAACUUGUGGCCGGCGGCGAGCUGUUUGACUUCCUGGCAGAGAAGGAGUCUCUAACGGAGGAGGAGGCCACCCAGUUCCUCAAGCAGAUCCUGGACGGCGUCUUCUACCUGCACUCCAAACAAAUCGCCCACUUCGACCUCAAGCCCGAGAACAUCAUGCUGCUGAACCGAACAGUGCCUCAUCCACGCAUCAAGCUCAUCGACUUUGGUCUGGCACACAAGAUUGAUUUCGGCAAUGAUUUCAAAAACAUUUUUGGAACUCCAGAAUUUGUAGCUCCAGAGGUGGUCAAUUAUGAACCUUUAGGUUUGGAGGCAGACAUGUGGAGUGUUGGUGUGAUAACCUACAUACUUCUGAGUGGAGCGUCUCCCUUCCUGGGGGACAACAAGCAGGAGACGCUGGCCAACGUUUCAGCCGUCAACUACACCUUCGAUGAGGAGUUCUUCAGCAACACCAGCGCCCUGGCCAAAGACUUCAUCGCACGGCUUCUCAUCAAAGACCCCAAAAAGCGAAUGACGAUUCAGGACAGCCUGCAGCAUCCCUGGAUCAAGCCAAAAGACACACAGCAAGCACUGAGCCGGAAGGAGUCCGCGGUCAACAUGGAGAAAUUCAAAAAGUUUGCAGCACGGAGAAAGUGGAAACAAUCCGUCCGACUCAUCUCCUUAUGCAACCGCCUGUCCCGCUCCUUCCUGUCCCGGAGCAACAUCAGCGUGGCGCGGAGCGACGACACGCUGGAUGAGGAAGACUCUUUUGUUAUGAAGGCCAUCAUCCAUGCCAUCAACGAUGACAAUGUGCCCGGUCUCCAACACCUGCUGGGCUCUCUGACCAGCUACGAUGUCAACCAGCCCAACAAGCAUGGAACCCCUCCCCUACUGAUAGCGGCAGGCUGUGGUAACAUCCAGAUCAUCGAGGUGUUGAUGAGAAAAGGCGCUGAGAUCCAGGCCCAUGACAAGAGUGGAGCCAACGCUAUCUAUUACUCAGCGAGGCACGGCCACGUCGGGACCCUGAAAUUCCUGCAUGAAAAGAAGUGUCCUCUGGACGUCCAAGAUAAGUGCGGGGAGACUGCCCUCCACGUGGCGUCACGGUAUGGCAAUGUAGACGUGGUCAGCUAUCUCUGCAGCAUCCUGGCUAACCCAGACCUGGCGGACAGGGAGCAGGAGACCCCCCUGCACUGUGCAGCCUGGCACGGGUACUCGGCGGUGGCGCGGGUCUUGUGCCAGGCCAGGUGUCAGGUGGAUGCCAGGAACCGUGAGGGUGAGAGCCCCCUGCUGACAGCCUCGGCGCGUGGCUUCAGGGACAUCGUGGAGUGUCUGGUGGAACAUGGGGCCAAUCUGGACGCCACCGACAAGGACGGCCACACGGCUCUCCACCUGGCUGUACGUAGGUGUCAGGUGGGGGUGGUCCGUUGCCUGAUCAGACAUCGCUGCCCACUGGACCAGCAGGAUCGCCAUGGCAACACACCGCUGCACAUCGCCUGUAAGGAUGGCAACCUGACCAUCGUCACAGCGAUCUGUCACGCCAAGGCCAGCCUGGACCUCCCGAAUAAGUAUGGAAGAACUCCCCUUCACCUGGCGGCCAGCAACGGCAGUCUCGAAGUCGUCCGCCAUCUCUGCCUGGCGGGAGCCAACAUCGACGUCAUCACUAAUGAUGGGAAGACAGCCGAAGACUUGGCUUCCAGUGAACACCAUGAACACAUUGUGAUGCUGCUGGGCAAGCUCAAGAAGGACAACCAUAAGCUGAGUUACAUCCAGCAGCUGCGGCCCACCCAGAUGGUCCAGCCCAGGAUCAAACUGAAGCUGUUUGGUCACUCGGGGGCCGGGAAGAGCACCCUGCUGGAGUCCCUCAAGUGUGGCAUCCUCAGGAGUUUCUUCAGGAGGAAGAGAACACGGAUGACCAACACGGCGCGGCACCCGAACUCCCCCGUCAACUCCAAACCCAGCGUGUCGGCGAGCAUCUCCAACCUUUACCCAGGCUGUGAGAACGUGAGUGUGCGGAGCCGCAGCAUGAUGUUUGAGCCCAGCCUGACCAAAGGUGUGCUUGAGGUCUUCUCACCUGUCCACAACGCCCUGUCCUCAGCUGACGAGCAGGCCACCAAGGCCAUCGACAUCCAGCACGCCAACAUCAAUGGUGUGGGGGACUUCACUGUGUGGGAGUUUUCUGGGAACCCAGUCUACUAUUGCACCUAUGACUACUUUGCGGCCAAUGACGUCACAGCGCUCCACCUGGUGCUGUUCAGCCUGGAGGAGCCGUAUGAGACCCAGCUGAGCCACAUCACCUACUGGCUCAACCUGCUCAAAGCCCUCACGCAGCCGCAGGACACCAUUGCUUUUGGAGGUCGUAUCCAGCAGCCUCUUGCCGUGGUCCUGGUGGCAACCCAUGCCGACCUGGCCAACGUCCCCCGAGCCUUUUCUGGAGAGUUCAGUUACGACAAGGAAAGAGCCCUGCUGAAAGAAGUCCGGAACAGGUUUGGAAAUGACCUGCAAAUUAGUGAAAAGUUGUUUGUGAUGGAUGCCGGAGCAUCCAACUCCAAAGACAUGAAGUUACUGAGGAGUCACCUUCAGGAGCUCCGCUCCAACGUCAUUUCUAGGUGUAGUCCAAUGACGCUGCUGUCAGAGCGCCUGUUAGCCGCCUUGCCAGCCUGGAGGAAGUUGAGCGGGCCCAACCAGCUGACGUCCUGGCAGCAGUUUGUCAGUGAUGUCCAGGAGCACAUUAACCCUCUGGUCAGCCAGGAGCACCUCCGCACACUGGCCCUGCAGCUGCACAGCAUGGGAGAGAUCAACAUCAUGCAGAGUGAGACGGUGCAGGACGUGGUGUUGCUGGAGCCACGCUGGCUCUGCAGCAACAUCCUGGCCAAGCUGCUGUCUGUGGAGGCGCCCAAAGCCAUCCACCACUACAGAGGACGCUACAGGCUGGAGGAGGUCCAAGCGCUCGCACCCGACAGUGAUGUGGACGAACUGCUGCAAAUCCUGGAUGCCAUGGACGUGUGCGCCCGCGAUGUUACUAACCCCUCCAUGGUGGACGUGCCAGCCCUCAUCAAGACAAAUGGCCUCCACCGCUCCUGGACCGAAGAGGAGGAGGAGGAGGAGUCGCUGAUCUAUGGGGGAGUACGUCUCGUCCCUGCCGAGCACUUGACCCCAUUCCCCUGUGGCCUGUUCCACAAACUACAGGUCAACCUGUGCCGCUGGAGCCACCAGCAGAAGCCUGAAGAAGAGGGUGGGGAGGAGGUUGAUGGAGAUAUCCGGCUGUGGACCAAUGGUGCCAAGGUCAGCCAGGCGAGUGCUGAGGCCAUGAUCCUAUUGGUCAACCACGGUCAGGGGGUGGAGAUUCAGGUGCGUGGCCACGAUUCAGAACGAGCCAAGUGCUACACCCUGUUGGACACCAUCUGUAGUAUAACGGAGAACCUUUUGGCCUCCACUCUCCCCGGACUGCUCACAGCCAAAUACUACCUAAGUCCCCAGCAGCUGAGAGAACACCAUGGCCCCAUCAUGAUCUAUCAACCCAAAGACUUCCUCCGUGCCCAGGUGCAGCGGGAAACCUCGCUCACCAACACCAUGGGCGGCUACCGGGAGAGCUUCAGCAGCAUCUUGGCCUUUGGCUGCGCCGAGGUUUACCAACAGGGCAGUCUGGGGAAAGACAUCCACAUCUCGGAGGUUUGUCUGUUGGCUCGCAGGAAACUCUGCCGCAUGCUGGACCCUCCGGAUGCCUUGGGGAAAGACUGGUGCCUGCUAGCCAUGAACCUCAGGCUCACAGAGCUGGUGGCCAAGUACAGCGCUGGGACUCCCAACGAACCCCCUGAGCUGGAUUCGGACUCAGACCAGGUCCCACUGCCACCCAGCCCCACGGCGGCCUUGCUGCAGGAGUGGAGUGGGCGAGCGGACAGCACUGUGGGCGUCCUGAUGGCGAAGCUAAGGGAGCUGGGCCGGCGGGAUGCAGCCGACUUCCUCCUCAAAGCCUCUCCUGUUUUCCGUGUCAAUAUGGAAGCGCUGGGAGGGGCGGCUAGCGGCUAUGCCCCCAUAUGUAAUGGAGGCACCUCUUACAACUCCAUCAGCUCUGUCAUAUCGCGCUAACAGAAAAUUAAAUCAGAGUCUGCGUUCUCUCCAGGCUAAGAGGUUGGAGAGAUAAGCUAAACUGAUCUGCGAUAUGGGGGAGGUUUCCUCCAAGCCCAGAGUCGGCCGCCGCUAUGUUAAUGAACAUGAAGUGCAAUCUUUACCGCAGCAUCGCUCCCAUCUCCCCACGAUGGUCCAUUAAAACAAACCUUGUGUUAGAACUUCCCAUGCCUGUAUUAAUAAAUCCUUCCCUCCAGUGUGAAUGUUUUCAGUCGGCCAGCUGCCGCGCUCUCCAAAGAGGAUUUCUGUGCUCUGCUGGUUUCUAUUCUGUCUGUAAUCUAUUGUGCUGCUUUUUAAUACAACCCUUACCCCUGCCCCAUUUCUCCUACAGCUAACUGUCCUUAAGCAAAGAAACCAACUGUAUUCCUAGAUUUACAGCAGCUCGGUGUGUGGGGAUGGGCCUGGUUGGAUGAAUUUUCAACAUAUCCAUCCUACAAUCCAAAUAUGAGGACUGAAGUGUGUCGAUCUUGGAGGCUACCAUCUUUAAGCACAUAGUCAAUUGCAGUUACGUGUCUCGGUAUCAACCUACUGGCUUCCCUUUUUACUGAUGUGGCGAUAGCAGUUCAGUUCAGCGCUUCAGAGUGCCUUCGAGGCCUUCUACCUCCCGGAAUAAAAGCACAAUAGUCCUCCAGAUAUGAGAUAUACACUAGUUCUGUUUUAGACAUUUGAGGAACUGUGCCUUGUUGAUUCUAACAGAGAACAAUAUAUUAGAUCUGAAUCUAGCAGGUGUCCUAGGUUUCUGACUUUGGCAAGGAAAGUAAUAGCUGUCACUGGCAUUUCACAUUUCUGACAAACCGCUGAAAUGGUUAAACAAAGUAAAUAUACCGCAAAACAAAAGCUUGGCUUAAGUAACAGAAGGACGCCGCUGUGUGUUCCCCCAACCUGACUUUCAUUUUGCAAACAAAAAACAGCAACGCUAAAACCUCGCUUAGGCGUCCAGCGUGUUGUGUUGCAGCUGGAUGCCAAGUCAGGUUUCAGUCAAAACCUUCACAUCUCAGCAUUUACCUGCUCUCCCCAUGGAACCAGUAGGUGUGGUGCAUUGUGGGACAUCUAAACAGCGUUAAAGUGUGGGGGGGGGCAUGUCAUAGGUGUUGAUUUGCUCAGCUCAUCUUUAUGGACUCUGUUAUGAUAAGCUCACAAGUACAACAGUAACGUUGUCUUGUUAACCAGCAACAACACAACACGGCCUGAGACGAAAACUCAAAGUCCUUCCUUUCACUUGUCCUGCAGAGCUCCUCACACAAAAGAGGACUUUUAUUCUGAGACACCUCGGCUUGAUGGAGGCGUAUUGAUCUCAAUGUAAAAGAAGCUGGUUAGGGGCGUCCGGGUGGCGUAGCGGUCUAUUCUGUUGCCUACCAACACGGGGAUCGCCGGUUCGAAUCCCCAUGUUGCCUCCGGCUUGGUCGGGCGUCCCUACAGACACAAUUGGCCGUGUGCGGGUGGGGAGCCAGAUGUGGGUAUGUGUCCUG
Molecule: messenger RNA, 6148 nt
Organism: Lampris incognitus (smalleye Pacific opah)
Lineage: Eukaryota; Metazoa; Chordata; Actinopteri; Lampriformes; Lampridae
Gene: dapk1
Product: death-associated protein kinase 1
Exons: 26
Coding region: 297-4640 (1447 amino acids)
Biological process (GO): protein phosphorylation; positive regulation of apoptotic process; intracellular signal transduction
Cellular component (GO): nucleus; cytoplasm
Molecular function (GO): protein serine/threonine kinase activity; protein binding; ATP binding
Source: RefSeq, a predicted model, not a curated record